This is a messenger RNA of Malassezia pachydermatis, 594 nucleotides long. RefSeq names its product peroxiredoxin q. Gene Ontology annotation, molecular function: thioredoxin peroxidase activity. Gene Ontology annotation, biological process: cell redox homeostasis; cellular response to oxidative stress. The coding region runs from base 1 to 594 and encodes 197 amino acids. The record is from RefSeq and is a predicted model, not a curated record. Lineage: Eukaryota; Fungi; Basidiomycota; Malasseziomycetes; Malasseziales; Malasseziaceae. The transcript has 4 exons. Gene Ontology annotation, cellular component: cytoplasm.
AUGUCUGAAACAACGUCUGUGCCUGCCCGCCGCCAAUCCGCCAGGCUUUCACGCAAGCGUGAGUCAGAACCAGAGGUAUCUCAGCCUGUGAAGCAGUCUCGUACAAGCGAGACAAAGAAGCAGGACAAGCCUGCUACCACUCCUACGGCUACGGCUUCGCCCAAAGCCCUGCGUGUCGGCGACGCGCUUCCUGAUCUUACGCUGCUGGAUCAGGAUGAGAAGCCUGUCAAGGUAGCCGAGUUGCGUAAGGCUGUGAUCUUCACGUAUCCUAAAGCAAAUACGCCAGGGUGUACCAAGCAGGCUCAAUGCUACCGCGAUGCCACGGACGACUGGACCAAGAUUGGCUAUAAAGUGUUUGGCCUGUCGAACGAUGCGCCGAAAUCCCAACGCUCAUGGGCUACUAAACUUGGCCUUUCCUAUCAAUUGCUUAGCGAUCCGAAACGUGAGCUGAUCGGUGCAUUGACGGGUGGCACUGCGAAGACGGCGCGCAGCCACUUUGUGAUCGGUGAGGACGGUACGCUGACGCUUUCCUCUGUGGGUGUCAAGCCAGUGGAGAGUUCGAGCGCGGCGCUAGCGUCUGUAUCGUCGACGUAG